This is a messenger RNA of Nomia melanderi (Alkali bee), 2401 nucleotides long. It is a transcript of the gene Nsun5, whose product is annotated as Nop2/Sun-like domain containing protein 5. Lineage: Eukaryota; Metazoa; Arthropoda; Insecta; Hymenoptera; Halictidae. The record is from RefSeq and is a predicted model, not a curated record. Gene Ontology annotation, biological process: rRNA base methylation. Gene Ontology annotation, molecular function: RNA methyltransferase activity. Gene Ontology annotation, cellular component: nucleolus.
ACCGUUUAAGUGCAAACUGUUGUAAACGUAUUAACGGAUAUCAACUACACAUUAACCCUUGAUUGGCAGUGCCCGGAUCUAUUUUGACUUAGAUUUGUGAAAGUUCCAACUAAUUUCUCUGUUUACAAUAUCUUACUUAAAUUAACAAUUGUUUACUGGUGAAUACAUUACGAAGAAGCGUAUUGUAAAAUAUAUUUAGGAACAAAAUUUUACGUGGGUCCAAUUGGACCCAGGGAUCGCCGCUGAUCGGUCUUCAAAAAUGUUCACCGGAAGGGUAAAAUUUUAAUGAAAUUUACGCCUACAUCUUCCAACAGAGGGCCACGGAUGACAGUCGGUUCUCGCAAGUUCACCAAAAAUGGGAUUUUUAAUGAAAUAUAGGGAAGUUCAUACUAUCACCAGAAUUUUUUUUAUGUUCAUAAAAGCAUGAUUUUACUCUAAAUUGGUUUGCACGAGGCGUAUACGUCUCCACGUGACGUUCGACCGAUUGAUCCGAUAUUUUGUGAUUAUAAGUAAUUUCAUUUUUUACGAGUAAUUGUUUCUGAUGUAAUAACAUGUCUAACGGAUUUGUACACUCCGUUAAAGUCCCAAGACUUUAUAAAACUGCAUCUAAAAUUGUUCGAGAGGUUCGUGAAAAUGGUGCCAGUCUUAAGACGAUGAUUUAUGAACAAAAACAUCCUAAUAUCUCUGCAAUAUAUUCUCUGUGCCUUAAUACACUGCAAAAAGAAGCACAGUUGAAUUAUCUUUUAAAUCAAACUGGUAUAUUAGAAAAUGAAUCCCGUAUGGAUCCAUGGUUGGCAAAAAUUCUCAUAACCGAACUUUUUUGGGGAAAAAAAGUCAUAAAAGCUGAUUGCAAACCUGUUCAGUCUAUACUCAAAUAUAAGGAACAACUACGGGAAAAAAUAAACGAAUAUAGUGAUGUAGAAUCACUACUUAACAAAACAGUGCGAAAACCAAGAUAUGUUCGCGUCAACACUUUAUUAUUACCAAUGAACAAGGCAAUAUCUAACUUCAUGGAAGAAGGAUGGUUGAUGUUGCCAAAAUGUUCGAAUUAUAUGGAGCAUCUUAAAGUCGUAAAAGAUUUAAGAAAACCAGAGUUUAUUCAGGACUUCCAUAUCCCAGAAUUACUUAUUUUCCCACCUGACACAGUUUUUCACGAUCAUCCUGCAUACCACAAUGGAGAAAUUAUUUUACAAGAUAAGGCUAGUUGUUUCCCAGCCUAUUUAUUACAGCCGAAACCUGGCUCCGUAGUACUUGAUAUGUGUGCAGCGCCAGGAAUGAAAUCGUCGCAUAUAGCUGCUCUGAUGAAGAAUUACGGAAAAGUUUAUGCAGUCGAAAUUGAUAAAAGAAGGUACACUACUUUAUGUGAACAGGUCAAAAUUACAUGUUCUUCGUGCGUGGAGACUCUCAAUGAGGAUUCGUUAACAUUAGAAGGAGAAGAUUAUUCUGAUGUGGAAUACAUUCUUGUAGAUCCAACUUGUUCUAGUUCAGGCAUGUUGUUUGGACAGUUAGUGAGAGGAAACCAGCAAUGUUCACCGCAACGUUUAAAACAGUUGCAAGCAUUUCAAGUGUUUCUCUUGCGGCAUGCUCUUAUGAAUUUUCCAAACGUGAAGAGAGUUGUUUACAGCACAUGCUCUAUCAAUCCAGAAGAAAACGAGCAAGUGGUAGAUGAGGUUCUUGAGAAUGUCAAAGGUGCCUACAAGUUGGUAUCGAUUAAAAAUAUGUAUAAGGACAGUUGGGAGAACUACAGUUCUCAGAGUUAUAAAUGCUCUGAUAAGUGCCUGUAUGCUCGUCCUGAAGAAGAUUUAUGCAACGGCUUCUUCGUUGCUGUAUUUGAAAGAAAUGUCAACGUGCCUUUGCCAGCGUAUAAACGAAAAGGCAGCAAAGUAAAUAACGAGCAGUUGGAGAACAGUGAAGGAAACGAGGAUCAGAAUGUGGCGGAAACGAGUUCAGGCCGAAAAAGGAAGAAACGUGCGAAAAGGAAGAGCACGAAAACGACUCAAAAUACUUUCUUGGCUGAUAACUUGAAUACGUCUUCUGAUUCGAUUAAGAUCAUUGCUGAAAUAUGUAACGACGACGAAGAAGAUAAUGCAAGCGACAAUGAUAAUGAAAAGAAUGAUACUGACGAAAAUGAAAAAACGAAUGAAGAAAGGAACGAAGACAACGAAGAAAGCGAAGAAGAUCCGCCACCGAAAAAAGUGAAAAGAAAAUUAAAUCGCAAGAAGAAGCAGGCUGAGCAUGGAAUUCCGUUAAAACGGAAACAAGUUAAAAUGCAAAGAACAAAAAAGAAAUAAGAAUGGAAGAUCGUCUAAUGAAAUAAGUACCGUCUGUUGUUAUUACAUAAAAUAUUAGAAUUUUGUACACUGAUUCAGCGGAAGUACCGAAUACAUAUUAACGUGAAUUU